Messenger RNA from Triticum aestivum (bread wheat), 3693 nucleotides. RefSeq names its product disease resistance protein RGA5. The transcript has 5 exons. Gene Ontology annotation, biological process: defense response to other organism. The coding region runs from base 375 to 3272 and encodes 965 amino acids. NCBI's taxonomy places the organism in Eukaryota, Viridiplantae, Streptophyta, Magnoliopsida, Poales, Poaceae. The record is from RefSeq and is a predicted model, not a curated record. Gene Ontology annotation, molecular function: ADP binding.
GGGGUUGAACGCAAAAUGUUCUAGCAACCGGCUGAAUUCCAUCCGCACAUACGUGUCCUCUUUAGAGUUUAGACUCGUCCCCUCGCCCCUCUUCCCAAUAUACAGUUGUUAGGCUUGGAGUGUAUGAAGGAGAACCUAGAGCCACACUGCAGCAAACCACAUUUUUGAGCAAUGAACCAAGAGAGCAAGAUUGAGCCUGUGUUCCGGUAGAAACCAAGAGAGCACGAUUGAUUGGCUCUGCCGGCUGCCGAGGCCUCGUUCCCCGCCGCUGCCACCUUCGGAAGCACGUCCAGCGGCGCAGUUGUCUUUGGAUCGAGAUCGCGAUCUCAUGCCCGGUGAGAGGUGACCAUCAACAAUAGAAGAUCGAGUGAGCCAUGGAUCUCGCCAUGGGGACCAUGGGCUCCCUCCUCCCCAAGCUGCUCGAGGUCAUCAAGGACGAGUACAACCUACAGAAGGAAUUUAAGGAAAAGGUCAAGUCCUGCUGUACUGAGCUAAAAGCUAUGCAAGCUGCCCUUGGCAAGGUGGCAGAGGUGCCGCGGGAUCAACUCGAUUCCGAGACCAAGGGUUGGGCUGACCAAGUUAGAGAGCUGUCUUACGAAAUGGAGGACGUCAUCGACUCUCUCCUGGUGCGUGUUGUGGGCUGUGACUCUAACCCCAAUGAUCAUCAGAACAGGCUCAAGAAGCUCUGGGUCAGCUUCAGGGAUCUGUUUAAAAAGGGCAAGGAUAAACAUAGGAUUUCCACAGAUGUCAAAGAGAUUGAGAAGCAGUUGCAAAAAGUCGCCAUCCAACACGAAAGGUAUAAAACUACUAAUCUACCUGCAGUCACAAGGGACCCCCUUAAUCCUCUCUUGGAGGUUCUCUAUGGAGAUAAGAAGAAUAUCAUCGGCCUAGAGGAAGCAAGGAACGAUAUUAUCAAGAAGAUCACCGAGGGGGACUGUAAGAAACUCAAGACACUCUCUAUUGUUGGAUUUGGAGGAUUGGGAAAGACUACGCUUGCCAAAGAAGUAUAUGAUGCCCUUGCAACAAAAUUUGAACACAAAGCAAUUGUGUCUGUGUCUCGGAAUCCCGACAUACAGAAAGUAUUAAGCGAUCUUCUCUUUAAACUUGACCAGAAAAUACAUGCUAGUCAUAAUGCAGCAAACUUGGACGUUGAGCAGCUCACCUUCCUAAUCAGAGGAUUACUUAGCAACAAAAGGUACUUUAUAAUUAUCGAUGAUUUAUGGGAUAAAAAAGCAUGGAAAGAAAUCAGGUAUGCACUUGAGGACAAUGAGUGUGGAAGUAUAAUAAUCACUACAACCCGCCAUGUUGAGAUCUCUGAAGAAUGUUGCCCUUCUAAAGAUUAUAUGAUUCAUAAGAUGAAAUCUCUCUCUGAUGAUGACUCGCAAAAACUUUUCUAUGGAAGAAUAUUUCCAAGUGAGGUGCGUCCUUCUCGGUUUGAGCAAGUAUCCAAAGAGAUCUUGAAGAAAUGUGCAGGGGUACCAUUAGCCAUCAUUAGUCUGGCUAGUUAUUUGGCUAACAAUCAGAACAGAGAUCGAAUUGAUAAAUGGAAAGAUUUGCUCAAUUCCAUUGGCAGUGGACUUCAAAAUGGUGAUGAUCAUGUGGACGAGAUGAAGAGGAUAUUAUUAUUGAGUUAUUACGACCUCCCUUCCUAUUUGAAAACAUGCUUUUUAUAUCUAAGUAUCUUUCCUGAAGAUCAUCAAAUUAGCAGAGACCGGUUGAUAAGGAGAUGGAUUUGUGAAGGUUUUAUCCAAGUAAAAGGUCAAACCAGUCUGCUUGAGCUUGGAGAUGCCUACUUCAACGAGUUAGUAAACAGGAACAUGAUCAUGCCGAUAAGCAUACAUGAUGGUAGGGUUGAAGCUUGUUGUGUACAUGAUAUAAUGCUGGAUCUUAUAUGUGAAUUAUCAAGCCAAGAAAACUUUGUUACUGUACUGGAUUUUAUCAAGGGAGACACACCUUUGGAAAAGAAGUUCCGCAGGUUGUCCCUCCAAAAGGGCAUGACAGAUCCCACCACUACUCGGAAGGCUACCACAAACAUGUCACAAGUGAGGUCUUUUACCGCUUUUAGUCCUGCUGUCAGUAAGAUUCCCUCUCUUUCUAGAUUUCAAGCUUUGCGUGUAUUGGAUCUGGAAGGUUGUGAUCUUGGAGGAAGUCCUGGUGUUGACCUUAGGCCUGUUGAGAACUUGUUACAUUUGAGAUACCUAGGGUUAAGGGGUACAAAUGUUGGCAACCUCUCGAUGGAAAUGGCAAAGCUACAGUUUUUGCAGACACUAGACUUGCAACGAACCAAUUCGAAUGAAUUGCCCUCCAGUGUUGUUCAGCUGGGGCAUUUGAUGUGCCUAAUCCUUGAUAAAGGCAUGCCACUGCCAGAAGGGUUCAGGAACCUGACAUGCCUUGAACAGCUGACAGGAGAUGGGGUGGGCAUUUUUUCUGCAGACAGCGCAAAAGAGCUGGGUGAUCUGAUCAGGCUAAGGGAGCUCGCCUUUAAGUGGGAUUCAAGGAGAAAAAAUCCUAGACGAUUAUUUCCGAAGCCGGACGAUCUAAGGAGAACUGAUGAACCUUUGACUCAUUUCAUAUAUGGUAGUCUGAGAGAAAAUAUAGGUGUGCUUGAUUCCCUAGACAAACACCUGACAAUUGAUAAGGCUUUGAUUGAAUCCCUAGGCAAUCUGCCAGAACUCAGGAGUCUGGAGAUCACCUCUACUGGUCCUUGGGAUGCCAACCUUAUGCAGGAUUGGGUGCCCUCUCCAAACCUCUGCAGGUUUAAAUAUGACGGACUUCUUGAGAGCUUGCCUGCAAAGAUUUGUUCUUCGUCACUUCCCCAACUCUCCAACCUAUAUCUUCAUGUCAAUAAAGUGCGCCCAGAGGAUAUCCAGAUCCUUGGGAUGCUGCCAGCUCUCCAUUAUGUCACCCUCAUGUCCGAUCUAGGCGAUGGCAAGAACACAGUGGAACAGUUGGUGCUUGGUGCCGCUGCCUUCCCCAGAGUGAGAGUGUGCCUUUUCCGUGAUCUUCUACUGGUGCACCCUACCUUCCAACUAGGAGCUAUGCCAAUGGUGCAACGCCUUCGCUUCGGUCUCCGAGUGAAUGACAUCCUCAGCCAUGACUUCGAUUUGAGCAUACGGAACCUUCCUUCACUCAAGCAACUCAGAAUUGACCUUCUGAAUAAGGAAGUCGGCCCUGAAGAUUAUUCCCAAGCCGUGAACGUGCUGAGGUGUGUGGCGAACGACCAUCCCAAAAAUCCCACCGUUCAUGCUGAUAAAUACUUCCGAAUGACAUGAUGGAGAGGCUGAGUUGAGCCGAGCGAUCAACAAAUCCUGUGUCAAGCUACCAGGAGGUGAUUCCAUCGGCAUCGACUCUCUAUCGUGCAAGCCUCCAUCUUCCAACCACGUAUGCAUGUUCAAUUCAUGUUUCUUCUAUGUCAUCGAGUGCAACUUCUGUGUGCUUUCGCCUGUACUGUUUAUUUGGUGAACCAUCUAAUUUGCUCAGUGUGUAAGAAGGCGAGUUUGGUGGUGUGCCAGGUUUUUUGUCCCUUAGGUUAUGUUCCCAGCCAAUGUAACUAGAGGGUUUUCCUGGUGUGCGUCGAACUCAGCGAACCUAUUUCCCUUUCUAUUGUUGUGUUGAAUACUGUCUACAUUCUUGUAAGAUAAAAUUGCGUGAUCUUCUAUUAUGUUCUCGCUUUCUUCGGUUAAGGAACCAUUA